AUGGCAUCCUCCCUGUUAGAGGAGGAUGCGCACUAUGGCUCUAGCCCAUUGGCAAUGCUGACUGCAGCCUGCAGCAAGUUUGGCAGCUCCAGCCCUCUCCCGGACUCAGCUCCUGCAAGCAAAGUCGGUGCAAAGAAGCUAUACUCUCUAGGCAGUGAACUCUCUGCCCCCAAAGCCAUGGGUGAUGCUUACCCAGCUCCAUUUGCCAGCACCAAUGGCCUCCUUUCCUCCACAGCCAGCCCUCCGGCCCCAGCUUCAGGUUAUAGCAAUGACUAUACCCCCUUCUCUCACUCUUUCCCAGGGCCCACAAGCACCCAGGACCCUGGGUUACUGGUGCCCAAAGGGCAUGGCUCUCCUGACUGCCUGCCCAGCGUCUACACUUCCUUGGACAUGACACACCCCUAUGGCUCAUGGUACAAGGCAGGAAUUCAUGCAGGCAUCUCCCCUGGCCCUGGCAAUACGCCUGCCCCAUGGUGGGACAUGCACCCAGGGGGCAACUGGCUAGGCAGUGGGCAAAGCCAGAGUGAUGGGCUACAAGGGACACUGUCCACUGGCCCAACUCAAACUCCACUCAACCCUCAGCUACCCACCUACCCUUCUGAAUUUGCUCCACUCAACCCUGCCCCCUACCCUGCUCCCCACCUUCUUCCUCCUGGGCCCCAGCAUGUCCUGCCCCAGGAUGUCUACAAACCUAAGGCUGUGGGCAAUGGGGGGCAGAUAGAGGGAGGUGGAGGGAACAAGCCUCCUCGGGGUUCAGGGACAGGAGGCAGUGGUACCUAUGGGGGUGGAGGGGCCGGGCGUUCCACCUGCGAUUGCCCAAACUGCCAAGAGUUAGAGCGAUUGGGGGCAGCGGCUGCUGGGUUGAGGAAGAAACCCAUUCAUAGCUGCCAUAUUCCUGGCUGUGGCAAAGUGUAUGGGAAAGCCUCACAUCUGAAGGCCCACCUUCGCUGGCACACGGGAGAGAGGCCCUUUGUCUGCAACUGGCUUUUUUGUGGCAAGAGGUUCACCCGAUCCGAUGAGUUGGAGCGGCAUGUCCGCACUCACACCAGAGAGAAGAAAUUCACCUGCUUGCUUUGCUCAAAGAGAUUCACCCGAAGUGAUCACCUGAGCAAGCACCAGCGCACCCAUGGAGAGCCUGGCCCUGGGCCCCCUUCCUCUGGUCCCAAGGAACUGGGAGAGGUUCGGGGAGCAGAGGAGGAGGGCAGCCAAGCCCCCAGGCCAACAGCUUCACCCAUUCCACCUGAGAAAGCCCCAGGAGGCAGCCCAGAGCAAAGCAGCCUCCUGGAGAUUUGAACCAGAGGGUCCUCAUUCUCUGUACCUUGCCUUAGUCCCUUUCCCCAUUGCUUGUCCCUUACUUCCCUUGCCACCUUUUCUGUUUCCCCUUUUUUGUUCACCACACUCUCCAACCUCAAUCCCAAUCUCAUUGCCGCUUGUUCCCAUAUCCCUGAUUUGCCCUCCACCUACUCCCCCUCUAGUUUUGACAUACUCACUAAGUGGUCCUCCCAACUAGCUUAUUCUUUCUCUCCUUUUAACCCUGGUGUAUCCUCAUUCCUCCAAACUCACCAUACCAAGCCUUUGUCUUAAAUCCCUCUGGCUGCCUACUGUCCUCUCUCUUAUUCUCCCUCCCAGUAUCGCCCCAUUCUUUCCCCUGCAUCAUCUCUGCCAUUUUCCUUAUCCUAGCUUCCCAAACUCUAGUUGUUCAUUGCUCUCCCCUAGCUUCAAUUUCCUCUGGACUACCACCCAAAUUUCCAUACGUUCAUUUAUAGUGGGAGAUUGAGCAGGGGGCCUAUGAUCAAUUGAGUCUCCAAAGGGAGCUGAUCAGGAAUUCAUUCAUUCAUUCAUUCCAUCUCACUUCUCAUUUGUUCAUUCAGCUAAUGUUUAUUGAGCACCUACUAUGGGUUGGUAUUGUGCUAGGUGAUUUCACUUGGCCCUCUAACCUCUGAUUUGCCUAAGAUUUCUAAAGUCUUUUCUUCUCUAAAAAGCGUUGAUAUUAUCCACUCAAGUUUCCUCCCCUUUAAAUAAGAAAAUUAUUUCUCCCUAGCUCCAUCUCCCACUCCUUAUUCUCUUCCAACCUUUUGCUCCAUUUCUUCAUCUUUACAGCUUUUUUUCCUUCCUUUUAUAAACACAAUAAUAAUAAUAAUAAUAAUAAUGAUAAUUUAUUGUCCCCUGGGUGCCCCUCUUCUGGAUCUAGAACCUGGGAGGUGGGGUUAAUGGCCUAAUAGGGUGGGAACCAAUGCCUGUGGUAGAGUGACCUCCAAGGUGAACCUGCUGCCAGGCCUAUGCAUUUUAAACCCACCCUGUGAAUGGAGACUAAUGAAUAGUGAUAAUUAAUAAUAAUUCUAUUUAUCUAAGUUAUGAUGAUGGGUCAGGCAGAACUAGGCCAGGGAUAAGUAGGGGUCUGUCUCUGCUAAGGGAGAUCCCAGUAGCAAGAGUCUUUGCUUCCAGAUGGGUUAGCUAGAUCUCCCUCUCUCUCUACUAACAAAGUCUCAGUCAAUGGGGACUUUGCUAAUGACAUCUCCCUUAGUCUCAAUUUAUGAGGUUUCUCUGUAAUUGUGGUCUCUUUUUAAUGAGUGGGAUUUCUCUUUUUAAGGGAUUUCUGCUAAUAGGGUGGGUUAGUUAGCUGGAUCUUCAUACUCAAGAGUUUGUUUGAUGGGUUCUUUGUCAAUUGGGGUUUCUCUGAUAGCAGGGACGAUGUUAUUGGGGUUUCACUGGUAAAGGGUUUUCCCCAACACCAGGGUUUUCCUAGCCCCAGCCAGAAACUGUGAAACAUCAAGUCCUCUGUGUGUGUGUGUGUGUGUGUGUGUGU
Messenger RNA from Dromiciops gliroides (monito del monte), 2806 nucleotides. RefSeq names its product Sp7 transcription factor (gene SP7). The transcript has 2 exons. NCBI's taxonomy places the organism in Eukaryota, Metazoa, Chordata, Mammalia, Microbiotheria, Microbiotheriidae. Gene Ontology annotation, molecular function: RNA polymerase II cis-regulatory region sequence-specific DNA binding; DNA-binding transcription factor activity, RNA polymerase II-specific. The record is from RefSeq and is a predicted model, not a curated record. Bases 1 to 1293 code for a protein of 430 amino acids. Gene Ontology annotation, biological process: regulation of transcription by RNA polymerase II.